AUUGAUGGAUGCUCUUCCAAUCCCACUUCCACGUUGAGUAAACUCCAAACUAUACCUCAUUCUAACUAACGAGAACAUGACUCACUGGGAGAAAAGCUCUACUUUCUAACUUGGGUUAUGGUCAGACAGCAAAUCUGGGGAAAAGCAUUGUGCUAUAAGGAAUAACCCACUUUUGCACGCAUCUUUACCAUUCCUGGGAAUACACAGCACAAGUUUUUGAGUGUUUUUAAUUUAUUUGAAGCAGUCUCUCAGCCAUUUAUCUAUACAGGAGAGAGCCAAAGUCAGCUUGAGCUUGUAGUCUGUAUGUAGAUUACAGAAUGCUUGUUGGAGAUGGCGUACGAAUAACAGCCCGUAAGUAGGUGGCUGAUUGAGACUGCUUAGCACUUAGUCAGAUAAACAGCGGGCUGACAGGAAAAACAUUAGGGUGACCGUAUAGGUAAUUCUUGUGUGGAUAUAGGUAUUGAAAGUAUUGGGUUUAUAGCAGGUAUCAGAUCGGGAAAGCAAAUAAGUCGAGUACUAUGCUGCUGCCUGCUGUCUCGCAAUAUGGAAUCUCAGAAUGAGAGAAAGGAAAAUUAAUGGUGGGUUGGUUGAACAUGAAAUGUGUGUCAUAACAAUACUGUAAGGCAUGUCAUAACAAUCUUUUAAGGCAUGUGUAAUUGGGGAAUGCAGAGAGGAAGAAGGGUAGUAAUUGAUUGAUUGUGAGUGUAACUGCAGGGUUUCUCUGAUCUUGACCUUUGUCAGAGGCCAGUGGGCAGUGACUACCCAGUGCCCAGUGCCCAGUGUCAGUGGCAUCUAUAGAUUACCCAAAGACAGGGUGGUGGUUCUUUGGAUGAGGAUCAAUUAAGCGCCCAUAUGGGUGGUGUUGCCAUCAGUUGCCAUUAACAAUUAGAUUAGUGAAUGAAUACGGCUCUUGUCAGUAUUGAAGGUAGUACAGCGGCGUUCAGAAGAUGAGAGGCUCAAACUUCAAGUUGAUUUCCCCUGUACACGGGCUAAAUGUGGAUGAGGAAUAGGAGGAUAGUAGUACCCAACAAAACAGUUCCAGCUAUAUCAAGGCUGCUCAAAUCCCAAAGAAGAGCGAAAUGUUUGAUGUUUUAAAAAUUGGUACCCAACAAAAACAGUUCCAGACAUAGUACAGUAGGAGAUUCCGCAUCAAAAGGAUUCCGAAGAUAGUUUAGGGCUGUUUCAUCUUGUGGGUAUCAUUAAAAUCUUUCAUCAUUCAAUCUGUUCCUUUUCCACUGCUUCUAGACUGCUGGUCUUGUGGGCAUCAAUAAAAUCUUUUUUCAUUCAAAACACAACUUUUUGAUCCAAUCAGAUCUGGCAGCUGGGUAUUUGGAGGGAAAGGAAGGCCAAUGACAGUCACAAGAUGAAUGAUGAUAAUAAAAAUAGUGGUGGUGAUGGGUUUAAGACGCGGAAGCGCAAGAUGGCUGAAGUGGAGGAAGAUGAGGAGGUAGUUGGGGGGCUGAGGUGGAGGUCUGGUGGAGGGACAAGUCAUGAAUGGAGAUGGGGGAUGGGGAUGAGUCCUGAUUCCAGAAUCGUACGAGUCUCUCGUUCAUCGGGUGGGAAGGAUCGUCACAGUAAAGUGCUGACUGCAAAGGGCCUGCGAGAUAGAAGAGUAAGGCUUUCAGUCUCCACAGCAAUUCAAUUCUACGAUCUGCAGGACAGGCUUGCGCUUGAUCAACCAAGUAAAGCUGUCGAGUGGUUACUAAAGGCUGCUGCCCCAGCCAUCAAUGAUCUUCCCCAGCUGGUGGGCACUUUCCCCAAUGACCUAAAUACUGAGCAGGGCGGCGGUCUGGGUAUUGCCUUCACAGAAACCCCAUCUACCCUAGGAAUGUCUACAUCACAGUCAAGCCGAGAAGGGCAGCAAGGACAUUGUGAGAUGCUGAAGAUGAUGAUGAUGAGGCAGCAGGCAGCAGACUCUGCCUCAGCCUCUGCCCUUGGGAAGAGCAGUACCAGUACUAAUAGCAAUUCUGGAGGAGAAGAAGGAGAAGGACCUGGGGUUACAUCCUUAUCUCGCUCAGAAUGGCGUGUGAAGGCUAGGGCACGGGCCAGAGAAAGAGCAAAGACCAAUUUUCAACCUUGUGCCAAUCCUGCAGCUAUUUACAGCCCUGGAGACAAUGAUGGGGCGGGUGCGCGUGAUACAUUUACUGGUCUGUUGAACAGCGUGGGUGACAUUGCAUUGGAAGCCCGUGAGAGCAAUCAUAACAGUAAACGCCCUUGUGCAGGGUUAUCAGUACAGCCUUAUCAUCCUCAUGGUCCUGAUCAUCAUCUAUUCCAUGACCCAACAGGGCAUACUUCUCACCAGCCUUAUCCUCCAGCUUUUGUCAAUGCUGCCAUUUUCACAUGCCAGGACCACAAGCAUCACACCGAUCAUCUUUCAGUUUCCUCCCACUUUACUUCCAACCCAACUGUGCUGCAGCAGCAGAAUAAGGCUUCCUUUAAUGUGGAGGAGCAGCACUUGGUACCUAUCAACUUUUCAUGGCCAGUUCUUUCUGGCAGGGAAACCCUUCAGUCCAAUCCUUAUAACAACAUCAUGGCCUUUUACACACAGACCAACCAUUCAGUGGACCAACCAUCCAUGGUUACCGCUGCAAGGAGUACUUACAGGCAAGGAAUUUUAGAUGGCCGUCUGUUGCCAUGGCCUAAUCCAGAUUUCGAAGCUGUGCAAGGAUCUCUCAAGGACGAGAAGAAGAUCCAUCAAAACCACCACAGCUAAUUGCCUACGAUAUUAAAGAACAAGAGAAGAUGGAUACAUCAAGAUGGUCAUUCAAAUGAAGAUGUGAUCAUUUCAAUCGAAUCGAAGGAUUAUUUCAUUAACUUAAUAUAUGCUGAUGGUAUACAAAAUAUUUUUAAAUAUGUAUGAAGUGUACAAGGCCUAUAAGAGCUCAAACAUAGUUGCCAUGAAAUUAGUCAUAGAAAGUCAUAUUUUUGUGAGUUGUUUUUAGACAUGAUAUAAUUUUGAGAGGUGUUUUAUUUUUACAGUUCAAUUAUUUUUAUAUAUUAUAACUUAUUUUUUGUUCAA
Cryptomeria japonica (Japanese cedar) is the source of this 3019-nucleotide messenger RNA. Its product is annotated as transcription factor TCP2. NCBI's taxonomy places the organism in Eukaryota, Viridiplantae, Streptophyta, Pinopsida, Cupressales, Cupressaceae. The record is from RefSeq and is a predicted model, not a curated record. Gene Ontology annotation, molecular function: DNA-binding transcription factor activity; sequence-specific DNA binding. The coding region runs from base 1364 to 2713 and encodes 449 amino acids. The transcript is spliced from 3 exons. Gene Ontology annotation, cellular component: nucleus.